AUGACGGAUCCGACACGAGCAAAUUCGAAGACCACAUUCGUGGUCGGACCCGGCGCUGUUGACGGCCAGAAGGCCGGAUUGCUCUAUUUCGGGUAUGGCUCGAAUCUCUCGAGCACGCAGAUGUGCUCGCGCUGCCCCGGCUCGGAGACUGUAGGGCUGGCCUUCCUGCCUGGGUACAGGUUCAUUAUCAACGAGCGGGGCUUCGCGAACGUGCUGCCGGUCAAGACUACUACACCUUCCGUGGCCGACGAGGCCGACAAACCGUCGAAACCGCAAGAAGAAACCCCCCGGGUUCAGGAGACGACAGCGUCUCGUCACAUGGACGAGCAGGGAGUGUACGGCAUAGUUUACAGGCUUGGCGACGGGGACGAGGACCUGCUGGAUGGCUUCGAGGGCGUCUUGACUGGGACUUACGCCAAGGAGAUGCGGACCGUCGAGCUGCUCACAUCGACUGGCGAAUGGCAAGAGAAGCCAGCACUGGUAUACAUCGACGGCCUCAGAGUUUCAGAGGAUGUUCCGAGGCGAGAAUAUAUUGCAAGGAUGAACAGAGGGGUUGAUGAGGCGAAGAGGGAAUGGGGGUUGCCGCAGGGAUACAUCGACGAUGUCAUCAGGCGGUUCAUACCCUCUGCGCCUAAAUUUUGA
Phaeoacremonium minimum UCRPA7 is the source of this 642-nucleotide messenger RNA. Its product is annotated as putative aig2 family protein. The transcript has a single exon. NCBI's taxonomy places the organism in Eukaryota, Fungi, Ascomycota, Sordariomycetes, Togniniales, Togniniaceae. The record is from RefSeq and is a predicted model, not a curated record. Bases 1 to 642 code for a protein of 213 amino acids. Gene Ontology annotation, molecular function: gamma-glutamylcyclotransferase activity.